Molecule: messenger RNA, 1719 nt
Organism: Laccaria bicolor S238N-H82
Lineage: Eukaryota; Fungi; Basidiomycota; Agaricomycetes; Agaricales; Hydnangiaceae
Exons: 11
Coding region: 1-1719 (572 amino acids)
Biological process (GO): copper ion import; iron ion transport; intracellular iron ion homeostasis
Cellular component (GO): plasma membrane
Molecular function (GO): ferric-chelate reductase activity
Source: RefSeq, a predicted model, not a curated record
AUGGGGGAGCCCACCGUCGUUGGCAUCGCUCUCUCCAAUUCUGCCCUCGACAAGCAGUUGCGCGCUUCCCGUGCUGCGUUGUAUCCGAAGGAAGUGGUUGGGGUGAUCGCUGGUCUGAUUGCCGCCGUAUCUCUGUUCCAUGUUCUCAACCUUUUCUACAUCUUUCUCACUCGCCCCGCCAAGCGAGGAGCUGUAUCUCUGCAAAGGAUUCCGCUUGCUGUGGCGGAUGUAACCCGUUCUAUCGGGUUUAGGUGGACGAUCUCCUUCGGAUUAUCGUAUUCUUUGAAUCUGGUAGAGGUCGCCUUGACGGCGGCAUACAUAUCUCUGCUCUUUGUGUUCGCAUUGGUUAACACAACUUCAACCACUGGAAUUAAAUUUGAACCACAUUAUUUCGGAAACAGGGCUGGCGAUAUCGCAGCGUCGCAGAUCCCCAUUAUUGUUGCUUUGGGUACCCGCAAUAACAUUAUUUCAUGGAUUACUGGCAUCAGCUACAUCAAGUUGAGCUAUCUCCACAGAAUGACGGCUCGCGUCUUGUGUGUUAUGGUUUGGCUUCACGCUCUUGGCAAGAUGAAAACGGGUGCCCCAGCUACCUUGCCGUUGGUCCGUGUAGGCUUGUUUGCCCUCAGCUCCCUCGCGCUAUUAAGCAUCGUUAGUAUUCGCCCUGUGCGUGAGCGUGCUUAUCAAUUCUUUUUCGUCGUACACUGCGUCCUCGUCUUGAUGUUUCUCGUUGCUACAUAUGUUCACCUGAAGGAUAUUCAUAUGGCCUACUAUGGAAUCUUACCCGCAAUGAUACUUUGGGGUUUAGAUCGUUUCAUGCAUUUUGCGCGCAUCAUUAUAUUCAAUUUCGGUUACUUCAAACCAACACCUUCAACGUCGGAAGACUAUGAUGCGUCCGUUGAUGUUCUCUCUCCUCAAUUUCUCCGUAUCACCCUUCGCCGACCAAGUCAUUUUCGCUGGGCAGCCGGUCAAUGCAGCUAUCUCUCGUUCCCCGGAGUCUCGUCCUGGCCGUUUGAGGCCCACCCUUUCACGAUAUCGACGACUUAUGGCCCUGAUCCUUCUCCAUCUGGGAACAAGCUCAUUUUUUAUGCUCGGGUGCAUGACGGCUUCACACGAAAGUUGCGGGACAGAGCAACAGAGGGGGAAAAGUUCCGAGUGUUUUUGGAUGGUCCGUAUGAUUCUCCCCCUGCACUUGUUGGGUACUCUACUUCUAUCCUCAUUGCUGGGGGUUCUGGAAUUGCAUUCAUACUUCCUCUCCUUAUCGAUUUGAUUGGUCAAGCAAGGCGUGGAGAAACGACGUGCCGACGGGUUGUCUUUGUAUGGUCGAUCCGGGAAUCAGAAAAUAUACACUGGAUCAAAGACUCCCUCAGCCAAUGCUUACAUGGUUUUGUCCCAGGAUUAUCCGUCGACGUCCAAAUCUAUAUCACUGGGAAGUACGCCGAAGGGCUUUUUCCUGUCGAUAGUAUCGCAGAGAAAAUCGAAUUUUCGGGGUCAUAUUCUUAUGGAUUCUCUGUUCCUGGCGUAUCAGUUGGGAUUGGCAGGCCAGACCUCCAAACCCUAUUGGGAGAAGAGGUUCAAGAGGCCUCCGGACCAGUUUCCGUCAACGUGUGUGGUGGCCGGUCCUUAGCAGAAGCGGUGAUGAAAGCUGUUCGCUACCCGCGGCCUAUGGAUAUUUUGAGAGGUGGCCAUACCGUAUCAUUAUUUGUUGAUGGAUCAUUUUAG